Molecule: messenger RNA, 2478 nt
Organism: Trichophyton rubrum CBS 118892
Lineage: Eukaryota; Fungi; Ascomycota; Eurotiomycetes; Onygenales; Arthrodermataceae
Exons: 3
Coding region: 562-2478 (638 amino acids)
Biological process (GO): regulation of DNA-templated transcription
Molecular function (GO): DNA-binding transcription factor activity, RNA polymerase II-specific; zinc ion binding
Source: RefSeq, a predicted model, not a curated record
CCGGACCCUUCCCUAGCUCAGAAUCUCAUGUGAAACCGCGUGAUAAGGCUGAGUGCUAUAUAAUACUGCCUAUGGAUGAUGUCUACAGCUCUAGCAGCCGUGGAAUAUUCCUAGGUCUGGCCAGCUAUGAUUGCUCUGUGACUUUUAACCACUUUCAUCGCGAGGGCCUCAGCUAUUUAUAAUAACAUCACUAUUCUCUGCAUAAUUGGCAAGGCUACAUAUCUGAUGGAAGACUGUCUGGUUCCUGCUUGCUCUGCUGGAUGGGAUGUGGCUUCAACUAUACGCAUAUCUCCAACACCCAGUUCUCUAUCCUCGAUUCGAUGAAGGCGAAACAACAGACAAAUAUGGAGUCAACUGCUAACUGCCAACCUGUACAGAUCAAUUACCCGUCGUGGAAUACUAUUUAUCGAUUCCCUCAUCGCGAAUACCAUCGAAGAGUUGCCGAAGGACUCUGUAACAAGACAGACGAUGCGGAAAAUUAAACCAUUAGACGCAUUUCGAUAAAGCCACCCAUCCCCAAACCCGAGCCAGCCAUAAGUUAUAUUUGGACGAAGAAUAAUCAUGACAGACGGCGAAACACCAUUAGGCUCAGCAUCAGCUCCAGCGACGACCAUAGAUGCCUCAGCGGAAGCUCAAACUCCUACUCAGGGCGAGCAAUCUGCCACUACCCACGUUAACGGCCAGUCAAAUACCACUCCGGAAGGAUCGCAACACACAUCAGCUGUAGAUAACAGUUUGAACCAGCCUCCCGCGACCUCAAACCCUCCGCCACAGCCAUCCGUACCGCAGACAGAAGCCCCGGAUCCCGUCUAUCAGCUGGCUGCCGCAAGCUCGGCGCUGGAUGCCUCUCAGUCAGGAGCUGUUGACCAUGCUGUACAGCUUCAAGCCCUACAGCAAUUCAACAAUGAUCAGGGUCCUUUCGAUCCCCAUACUAACUCAGCCCCUCAUGGCGCACCAGCUUCCGUUCCUCCAACAGCUCCAGCUCCAGCAGCCCCAGCUGCCGUAACCCAUAUCACUCAGUAUUACGGCGAGAUCCCAGCCGGAGGCUUCACAGAUGGGUUCGAACUGGUAACAGACGAGAGCGCCGCGAAUCGCAUGAAGAGAGAUGUCAAGCGAAGGACAAAAACAGGCUGUCUUACGUGUAGGAAGCGCCGAAUAAAGUGCGACGAACGGCAUCCUGUGUGUCGAAACUGCGAGAAGAGUAAACGAGACUGCCUGGGGUACGACCCGGUGUUUAGAAGCCAGCCAGGUCCCUCAUCGCUGCAGCCGGCGCCAACAGCACAUCCCUCGCUUCAAGUUGCGCCCCAGAACCCUCAUCAGGCUACCGGUCUCAAUCAAGCGUAUCUUCCUAAUAAUAGUACGGCGCAUUCUGUUUCUCCCUCUAUCAAUACAGGUUCAUCGGCAUCACCCCCUCAGGAGAAGCUCGACUUUGGCACUGAACCGGAACCUACUCCGUUAGCAGCAGCUCAGCCGGCACAAGCUGCACCAGCCGCACCCGUCACAGCUUCAACUGCGCAAUCGAGAAGUGUUACCCCUAGAGUUGCUGAAGGCCACCCAUUAAUCGCUGCGUCGACAACAUUGCCCAAUUCGGAAAAGAUGGAACCGAGACAACCUAAAAUGAGUGAACUACUAGCAAUUGGUGGAUUUGCUUUACCAGAAGUUGAUACUAAUCCUCUGUCGCCUACGAAACUGGAAGAGGUAAAGAUGCUGUACAGGAUCUAUGCUCAAGGAAUGGACCGGCUGCUUGAAUGUAACUGGUACGACUCGCACGGACUAACCCAAUUACUUGGCAACCCUCGUCUGCUGUCCCUGUACUCUUCUCUCCUCGACGGAUUCACCGAUCCAAACAUAAACGAUGCUCCGGUAAUUGCUCGUAUGGAAUCGUUCGAAAGCAACGUCAUAUGGGAAAGUCUUUGCCUAUGCCGUGCAGCUCGAGCUCAGGAGCCGACUAAUGGAACCGACUCUUCAGACUCGACGGAUCCUCAGCUCAUAUCUGCUGUCAAGCGCCUAUCUCUUCUUGAAGCCUUACUUACAGGAACUGUUCUUGAAAACAAUCCCGUUUCUCGUCACAAUUAUCCAGAAGAUGACCCUGCUGUCACCACAUCUGGGUUGAACACACAGAUCAAGAACCGCCAGCUGGGAUUCUGGGAGUCGAUGGGUGACUAUCUGUCAAUUCCGGACAAUGAACCAGAUGCGAGCGACAAACGGGACAAAGCUCUCUUCGCGGCUCGUGCGUUCCUUGAUAUGAUCGAAAGCCGUGAUGUCGUGUACUCUAUUGCUGUGGUCAGGAACAUUUCUAAAUUCCAGCCGCGAAAGUUUAAACUUCCUGUUGCCUCAGACGAAAAGGACCCCGCUGCAAAGCUAUAUGUAGCAUGUCGAUUCCUUGAGGAUGAAGUUCGUGGGAAGGCGACCAACCAGGUCACUCGACGUAUCUCUCAGCUAACGGUCAGGUAUUGGGAUGAGCCCUACAACGUCUGA